Penicillium nucicola is the source of this 2202-nucleotide messenger RNA. RefSeq lists its product as uncharacterized. The transcript has 4 exons. Gene Ontology annotation, biological process: carbohydrate metabolic process; ergosteryl 3-beta-D-glucoside catabolic process. Gene Ontology annotation, molecular function: steryl-beta-glucosidase activity. NCBI's taxonomy places the organism in Eukaryota, Fungi, Ascomycota, Eurotiomycetes, Eurotiales, Aspergillaceae. The record is from RefSeq and is a predicted model, not a curated record. Bases 1 to 2202 code for a protein of 733 amino acids.
AUGACUCAACUGCGACUCCGGGUCCAGGGGCAAUCCUUUCGAGAUCCCCAGAACCGAGAAGUUAUUCUAAGGGGAAUAAAUGUCGCAGGCGAUGCAAAAUAUCCGAAAUUCUCAACACAGGGAUCUCAUAAUUCCGAGGACUUGUUCGAUGCGGAUGAUGUCUCAUUUGUUGGACGUCCAUUUCCUCUAGAGCAGGCGGAUUCCCACUUUCAACGACUCCGAAAAUGGGGAUAUAAUACCAUUCGAUACAUUUUUACGUGGGAGGCCAUCGAGCACGCUGGCCCCGGUAUAUACGACGAGGAAUGGGUGGAUUUCACUCUUCAGAUCCUUGGCAUCGCCAAACGUUAUCAGUUCUAUAUUUUCAUGGAUCCACAUCAAGAUGUGUGGUCGCGACUAUCAGGGGGAUCAGGAGCACCAGCAUGGACCUUUUAUGCAGCUGGACUAGAUCCAAGGUCUUUCACGAAUACAGAGGCCGCCAUCUCUCAGCACACAUCGGACAAUCCUGCAGAGUUCCCCAAGAUGAUAUGGUGUACUAAUUAUACCAGGUUGGCUUGUCAGACUAUGUUCACUUUGUUCUGGGCUGGCCGAGACUUUGCGCCAAAAGCAAUCAUUGAUGGUGUGAAUAUUCAGACAUACUUACAAAACCACUUCAUUGCGGCGUGCAAAUAUCUCGCACAAAGAAUACAUGAUACAGAAGGUCUCGAACAAGAUGUGGUUAUUGGGUGGGAAAGUUUGAAUGAGCCCAAUAGGGGACUUAUCGGUAUUCAAGAUAUUUCGAAAGUUCCAGAAGAGCAGCAUCUACAACUCGGCACAUCACCUACUGCCUUUCAGGGUAUGCUUCUUGGAUCCGGGAGGUCCUGUGAGGUGGAAGUGUGGCGAUUUGGAAGAAUGGGACCACGCCGGACUGGCAAACGUGUCGUCAAUUCGAAGAGCGAGUCGGUCUGGCUACAAUCCGAGUGUAGCAAAUACGGCUGGCGACGAGAUCCUGGAUGGAAACUCGGGAAAUGCCUUUGGGCGCAGCAUGGCGUUUGGGAUCCGACCAACGAUAACCUGAUCCACAACGACUAUUUUUCGAAGACGCCCGGGUCUGACGAGGAUCUGGACUAUGAAAAGUUCACCAAUACCUACUUUCUGGAGCACUAUAGAGCAUACAGAGACGCAAUUCGCAGUGUUUGUGAGGGCACCAUCAUGUUCUGCCAGCCUCCUGUUAUGGAAAUUCCGCCGAAGAUCAAAGAUACUAUCGAUGACGAUCCGAAUAUGGUCCAUGCUGUUCACUUUUACGAUGGUCUGACACUAUUGAGAAAGCACUGGAGCCGCUUUUUCAAUAUCGACGUGAUCGGCGUACUUCGAGGCAAACACUUGUUGCCGGCAUUCGCAGUCAAAUUUGGCGAGACGUCUAUUCGCAAAGGGCUACGAGAUCAGCUCAUGUUUAUCCGCAACGAAAGUUUCAACAAUGUUGGGAAUCAUCCACUCAUUUUUACGGAGAUUGGAGUUCCAUAUGAUCUGGAUAAUAAACAUGCCUAUAAGACUGGAGACUACAAGAGUCAAAUCAAAGCUAUGGAUGCCAACCAUUUUGCUCUCGAAGGGAGCAAUGCCAACGGAUUUACCUUGUGGGCCUAUAUGACAGAGAACAAUCACAAAUGUGGCGAUCAAUGGAAUGGUGAGGACUUUUCGAUAUUCUCUCAAGAUGACUUGGAGCUGCCGGACAAGAAGAAUCCACGUUCCAUCAGAUCACGUCCGUCGACGUCAUCCGACACUCAUGCUUCUGAGAAUAGUAUCAAAGCUGAUCCAAACGCCCAAAGUGUUCCGGGGUCAAGGCGUAGAUCAACUGGAUUUGAUCAUUUUCAGAAAGUGGUGACUCGGAGAAAAGGCUAUCGCGCAGCAGAGGCUUACCUUCGCCCUAGCCCAAUCUGUGUUGACGGCCAAUUGAACAGCCAUGGUUUCGAUUUGAAAAGAUGCACAUUUACGAUGAGCAUAACUGGGAAAGCUACGGCCUCCAACUCUCCAACUGAGAUAUAUCUCCCAUACUUCCAUUUUCCACAGAAAGAUACGGUGGUUACUGUGAGUGGGGGCAAAUGGAAGAUUGUCGAGCAAGAGGUCAAUCAUUGCAAAGUACAAUUUUUGCUGUGGUGGCAUGAUGAAGGGAAUUCAGAAAUUGAAGUCAACGGAGUUGGUUGUAGAACAAGAAAAUCAGCUUUUUGA